Messenger RNA from Clarias gariepinus (North African catfish), 2617 nucleotides. It is a transcript of the gene gng3, whose product is annotated as guanine nucleotide binding protein (G protein), gamma 3. The record is from RefSeq and is a predicted model, not a curated record. Bases 197 to 424 code for a protein of 75 amino acids. Gene Ontology annotation, cellular component: heterotrimeric G-protein complex. The transcript has 3 exons. Gene Ontology annotation, molecular function: G-protein beta-subunit binding. NCBI's taxonomy places the organism in Eukaryota, Metazoa, Chordata, Actinopteri, Siluriformes, Clariidae. Gene Ontology annotation, biological process: G protein-coupled receptor signaling pathway.
UUUAUGCAUCCAUCAGGAGCAGCUUGGUGCUCAGUGUAGCAGAAUUGCAGUGCACUUGACUGGACAGGACCGGGAAGCAUCCAUACUGUCAGUGAGGGUGGGGUCCGGCUGCACCGAGAGGCAAAACACACACAGAGGGAAAAAGGAAUAAGCAAAGAAGAGGAGGGCAAGCACCAGAAGAGGAACACAACAAGGGAUGAAAGGUGACACCCCUGUGAACAGCACCAUGAGUGUCGGCCAGGCAAGGAAGCUGGUGGAACAACUGAAGAUCGAAGCAAGUUUCUGUCGGAUCAAGGUAUCCAAGGCAGCCGCGGACCUGAUGGCGUACUGCGAUGCUCACGCCUGCGAGGACCCUCUCAUCACCCCCGUGCCCACCUCAGAGAACCCCUUUAGGGAGAAGAAGUUCUUCUGUGCUCUUCUCUGAGCACCAAAUCAGCAAGAAAUCUCAAAUUAGCCUCAUUUAGAUGAUUGAUUUGUGUAUGCUCAUUUUACAUACACACACACACAAACAUACCUAUACACACACACACACACACAAAAAAAAACAUCCAAAUUUCUGGUUCUGGAAUAUGAUCAUUUGACAGUGGUCAAGGCUAAACAUCCAUAACAUGUGAGGACAUUUUGUGCUAAGCUGUUUUUUCGUGUUCUGUGAGAGACUUUGAGUCUCGAUUUUAUUAGGCAGGUGUGCUUUAGAUAGAAAGUAAUGACUCAAAUAUAACUGUACUAAAUGGUGUACCUGGUGAACACACACACACAUUUCACACUCACAUAUGCAAGCACAUGAUUUUUCUAAACUAGGAAAAAGAAACAGGAUUUGCGGUCGGAUGUUUUCUUAUUUAAACUAUUUUAAUUACUACAUAUUUAAGUAACAUGUAUUUUGUGUUUAUCCCCCAAACGGUAUACAAUCAUGAUUUAUAAAUUCUGUCUCUUUUGAGUUUUUUUUAUUAGUUUAUUUUUAUUCUUUUAUUUUUAUUUUAUGGCUCUGCAUGCGUGUGGAUUUUGGUAAAGGGUACAAUUUUUAUUAUAAUAAUAUUUAUUAUUAUUUAAUUGUUACAAAUAUACCCAAGUGGUAUGCAUUGACAUACACAAUAAUUCAAAUUAAAAAUCAUCUAAUAUAUAUCCUAAGAGAUUUAAAAAAUCUAAACGGCUAUCAGUGAUCGCACACAUAGAAUGGAUUUGGAAUAGCACUGUUCAAGCGCCAACUGUAAAUUAAAAAUUAUAUGUAAUACUACAACAAAAAAAAAACCUUGUGAUCCAAUCUGGGUUUUUGCAAAAAUACUUCAGACAAAAUUAAAUGAAAAAUAAAAAUAUCACCAAGACAGUUUGUGUUCUUGUAAAUCUUCUCAUGCUUAUGUAAGAUGAAUAUGACCUAUGGAAAUGUUUCAUACUUUAUAAACCAGUUAUAACACAUGCAUUACACAGACCAAAGAUUUCUUUGUAUUUAAUUAAUCCUACGAGGCUAAUGUACUGUAUAUAACGACUGAUUUAAUUUUAUUGCCACGUAAGGUUGCUGAACCUAAUUUUGACCAACUAAAGCCCCAGAGGCUUGUACUGUAUAGUGGCCACUAUACAUGAUGGGUGCAUCACUUCAUGUGCUUCCCUCUUACCCUGAUGCAUCCAUCGCUCUAGAAUAGGCUCAAUCUGGACUCAUCAGACCACAUGACCUUCUUUCCAUUGCUCCAAAGUCUAAUCUUUAUGCUUCCUCACAAAGUGUGGGUCUGAAUGACAAUUUAAUUUAUGAUUAUUUCAGUUGUUUCAUUAUGUCCAGUCACUUUAUGUUUCUUAAAUUCAUGAAGUGCUAUUCUGUGAUCAUAAAUGGAUAAACAUGGUCAGCAACAAUACUCAGGUAGGCUGUGGCAUUUAAAUGAUGCUCAAUUGGCCCAAAGAGGCCCAAAGUGUGCCAAGAAAAUCUCCUCCACACCAUUACACCAUCAGCUCCAACACCACCAGCCUGAACCGUUGAAAUCAGUCAGGAUGGAUCGAUGCCGUCAUGACGUUUAAACCAAAUUCUGACCCUAGCACCUGACUGUUAAUGCAAAAAUUAAACCAGGCAGCAUCCCACUUCAACUUUCGGGAAGUUAAAAGUUCAGGGAUGCUCUUAUGCAUAUUUAAAUUGUAAUAAGUUUUUUGAGUUACUGUUGCCUUUCGAUCAGCUCCAUCCAGUCUGGCUUUUCUCCUUUGACCUGGCAUCACUCCCACUCACUGGGUAUUUUCUUUUUUUUUUUUAGACCAUUCUUAGUAAAUUCUGGAGAUGGCCGUGUGCUCACCCAAACUUCAUCUUGAUCAUGUCUACAUGCUUAAAUGCAUUAAAUUGCUGCCAUGUGACUGACUGAUUAGAUACUAUUUAGUUUAAUUAACAAGCAGUUGAAUGGUGUACCUAAAAUGAAGUGACUCGUGAGUAUUUAUGGCUGUAUUGUCUGUACAUAUUUGUGUUAUACACCAUAAUCUACAUCAGUGGUUCAUAGUAUCAUUUUAUUUAAAAAAAGAAAUUAAUGACAGAACAAAAAUUGUAUUCCAUUUGUUUUCACUUUCACAGUAAAUGCUUGCCAGUGUUUUUAUAUUUUAACAAUGUUUUUACACUUACUUUUAAGUAGUAAAAUAUAUGCUUACUUGUAAA